Messenger RNA from Helianthus annuus (common sunflower), 752 nucleotides. RefSeq lists its product as uncharacterized. The coding region runs from base 148 to 639 and encodes 163 amino acids. Lineage: Eukaryota; Viridiplantae; Streptophyta; Magnoliopsida; Asterales; Asteraceae. The record is from RefSeq and is a predicted model, not a curated record. The transcript is spliced from 2 exons.
AUUCAAAUGCACAGCCCGCCACACCCCCUUUAUCCACCUUCCCUUUACUUUUGUUCCUUUUAGUCUCAUAUUUAUUUCAAUCUGAAAUCAUUAGUGACAACCAACUUCUUAACACAAUUCCAUCUUCAAAAUCUUAUCAAACCCAUCAUGAAAUUCUACCAAUCUUCAUCCUCAGAAGCCCAAUUAUCCGAAUUCAAACCCGCCCGAAACUGCCUUCCAUGCUUCCAAAGUCAUUCCACAAACCAUCACAUGAUUAAGGAUAUGACUGAGCCGUUGUAUGUUAAAACCAACCCCGGUGUUGUUGCGAAGCUAAUGGGAUUGGAUUCGAUCCCACAACGACGGAUCCCUUUGGUUCAUCAUCAAGAAGAUACCCGAGGUCACCCGAAUGGUAAAACUUCAAUGGUUCUCGAGAUCAAGAAAGGGAAAUUCUUCAUUCUUGGUUUCGAGGCGGGAUGUAAAGGUAAAGGCGAGGCGAGAAUAGAUUCGAAGAGGAAGUUAGCGGAAGAUGAUGAAUCAAAGAAGAAGAAACGUGUAACGGAGACAUUAAAAUCUAAUAAAGUGUUGAAAGAGAGUGCAAAUGUUGAUUUUGAGUUGGGAUUUUUAGAUCAAUUGGUUCUUGAAUUACUAUACAUCAUCUAAAUCAAAAUCAAACGUGUGUAACUCGUGUGUUAAGUUUAUUUAACAACGAGUUUGAUCUAUUGUUUAGUUUUAUUCGCAUAGUCUUUUGAUGUUUAUGGUAUGAUAAGUUUAUU